This is a messenger RNA of Chenopodium quinoa (quinoa), 1134 nucleotides long. RefSeq names its product serine/threonine-protein phosphatase 7 long form homolog. The record is from RefSeq and is a predicted model, not a curated record. Lineage: Eukaryota; Viridiplantae; Streptophyta; Magnoliopsida; Caryophyllales; Amaranthaceae. Bases 50 to 925 code for a protein of 291 amino acids. The transcript has 2 exons.
AUAUUUAUGUUAGUCAUAUACAUGUUGACAUACUUGUUUUGGGAAUUAGAUGAUUUGGCAGCCAUAUACUGAGGCGGUGAUGGAUCGACUUCCGGAGAUUUGUCGCUCAGACAUGCACAUUUGGCGUUCACGGGCACCUCUGAUAUGCUUUGACGUCGUUGAGUUCCACCUCCCAGACCGAGUCCUUCGUCAGUUCGGGUUAGACCAGCCGAUCCCACAGGAUGUAGACACGGACGUUGCUCUACACAGGAAGGAUCGAAGGGGACAGCGUAAUUGGGAGAUUCGGCAUUCGGACCAUGUACACGAGUGGAGUCGACGAGAGGCAUUAGUCGUCCAGGGAUACCCGUUCACUGGGACUUCUUCCCCGGCCAUGACAGAGUACAUGGCUUGGUACCGUCGCAUCACGAGACUGGUCAUUACUCCACCUUCGCAGGAGCGCCCCCCGAGUCAUUACCAGCCAGCUACAUCGGACCUCCUGCUUGCACAUGCAUUUGCUGAUUUGCACGUCCAGCUAUCGGGAACUACUGAGACCAUCUCCCACUUGCCACCAGAGACGGCUAUACCAUUUGCCAUACAGACGAUGCAGGGUUUUACAUCAUUUUGUGGCCAAACCUUGUCUAGGGUGGGGCAGUCACACCUUAUUCAGCAGCCUCGACCGUCCACGUCUUCAUCUUCUACUGUGCACACUAUGCCGAUCAGACCACCACCUCAUCGUGGAGGCCAUUCAGCACGUGCCUUCCGUCCACCGACUCCUUCUCAGCAUACUAUCAUGACAUCUCCUCCACUAGUGCAUCGCCAGUAUCAGAGAAACCGACGGCGUAGCAACACUACGUCUGGGGUUGGAGUUGGCCUGGAUGACAUUCCAGAGGAGACAGCUGCAUCAUCUUCAUCGUCACCUCAUGGGAAGAAGCAACGCCCGAGCUAAGUGUAUAUUUUGGAACUAAACUAAUUUUUUUUGUAAAUGCUUAGAAUUGGAUUUUGUUAUAUUUAAUCAAUUGAAAAAUAUUCGACUUUGCAAUUUCGACUUCCUUAGAUCUUCAUAAACUUGUUAUUUAUGGUGGUUGUGUUGAAAAUAUGCUAUAUAUCUCAUGUUUUACAGGUACACAACUUGCAGGUUUUUUUUUGAGUGAUUAU